Molecule: messenger RNA, 997 nt
Organism: Heterobasidion irregulare TC 32-1
Lineage: Eukaryota; Fungi; Basidiomycota; Agaricomycetes; Russulales; Bondarzewiaceae
Exons: 5
Coding region: 102-701 (199 amino acids)
Biological process (GO): sphingoid catabolic process
Cellular component (GO): endoplasmic reticulum
Source: RefSeq, a predicted model, not a curated record
CUCCAUCAUACUUAACCGGUUCCCCCACUACCGUCGCCAGCAGACAAGCAUUAUAAAGUUUACCUCUUUGUACCUCUCUACGACAUCUCUUGGUCGACAUCAUGCCCAUUUCUAGCUUGUUUGAUGUCCGAAAACAAUUGACCUUCUACGGAGCGUACCACUCGAACCCCACCAAUGUGAACAUUCAUAUCAUCUGUGUUCCCCUUCUCCUAUGGUCGUUCCAAGUACUCAGCAGCACUCUCCCUGUCCCAGACUUUUUCCCUGCCGUCGCCCAUAAGUUCAACGACUACCUGCUUUUCGACUUCAACGUCGCCGCCGUCCACGCCGCCAUCUACCUUGCGUACUACUUUGUCCUCGAUCCCGUCGCCGCAUUCUUGUACACUCCGCAGAUGAUCGUAUCUCUGUUGACCGCGAUUUCCUUCUCAAAGAAGGCUGACAAUAUCACGAUCGCGGCCUUGCUGCACGCCGUCUCCUGGAUCGCACAGUUUGUCGGUCAUGGUUUCGCAGAGAAGCGCGCUCCUGCCCUUCUGGACAACCUCAUCGGAGCUGUGGUUUUGGCUCCGUUCUUUGUCCACCUAGAAGUCCUUUUCAUGCUGGGCUACAGGCCCGAGCUGCACAAGCAGCUCACCAAUGAUGUCGGGAAAGAACUCGCAAGGAUCAGGAAGAUCGAGGGCGACAAGAAAAGGGCUAAGGCCUUAUAAUUCAGUCCACCGAUUACUACUCCUCGUCCUUCGCCGGUGCUUCAUUUGCGUGUCAGUUCCUUGUCUGAGAUUACAUUGAUGUGAGUACAACGGACCUUUCUUGCUACCUGCUAUGCGGUGACUGUGUACUGCAUUUGUGCUUUGCUUACGGAGUGGAAGGCUUGAUCAUCUACAAUGUUUUCAUAUGCCUCGACUGUCUGUGGAAGACUUGAUCAUGAUCAAUAAAAAUUCUUGCCUUGUCCGAGAGUAGCCUUAGUCGUACAAAGUAACUUAUGUGACUCCAACAUCAAUGCCUC